Molecule: messenger RNA, 1974 nt
Organism: Ascochyta rabiei
Lineage: Eukaryota; Fungi; Ascomycota; Dothideomycetes; Pleosporales; Didymellaceae
Exons: 1
Coding region: 1-1974 (657 amino acids)
Biological process (GO): iron ion transport; intracellular iron ion homeostasis; copper ion import
Cellular component (GO): plasma membrane
Molecular function (GO): ferric-chelate reductase activity
Source: RefSeq, a predicted model, not a curated record
AUGUCCCAUCUCGCCCACUUCAACACCCACCUCCGCUCUCCGCACUCGCACUCGCAUUCCUCGGCAGCAAAGGCCCUCGCGACCCUGUACAACAACAAACAAACCAUCCGAGACAUCGCACACAUGUCCGACCUCGCCGUCUCCCCGCCAGAGCAGCCCGUCCUCAAUGCCUCCCUCACACGGCGCCACUUCCUCGAAGGCUGGGAUGCCGCCGACUUCGACAGCCUCAAGUACUCGUACGGCCUGACGGGUGUGGACCAAAUCGGAAACUUCCUCUGGGUCGACACCUUCCUGUACAUGCUGGUCGGCAUGGCCGUUGUGCUGCUGGGCCUGCGCGUGGCCAACAUGUGGUGGCGCCACAACCGCCACUUGACCGUCAUGGGCAACCCUUCACGGCAGGCCUACUGGGCCACCAACCAGACAUCCUGGUGGCCCUGGCUCAACCGCCAUCUGCUGCAGGCCCCGCUGUGGAAGAAGAAGCACAACGCCCAGUUCCAGAUCAGCAGCGCCAUCGACAACGGAACGCUGCCCGGACGAUGGCACACCAUCAUGCUGGUCAUCUAUGUUGGCCUGAACGUUGCGUGGUGCGUGGCGCUGCCGUACAGCGUCCUGGACCACAAGGAGACGAUUGCUUCGCUGCGUGGUCGCAGUGGAACGCUGGCCGCGCUCAACUUGAUCCCCACCAUCCUCUUCGCGCUCCGCAACAACCCGCUCAUCACCCUCCUCCAGGUCUCGUACGACGACUUCAACCUCUUCCACCGCUGGGCCGCCCGCAUCACCAUCCUGGAGGCCAUUGUCCACACCGUCGCGUGGAUGUACAACACGGCCGAUGGCGCUGGCUGGGCGGCUGUCUCCAACGGCCUCCGCAACGAGGGCUCCUACGGCUGGGGCAUGGUCGGCACCGUCGCCUUUACCAUCAUCGGCAUCCAGGCCUGGUCGCCCUUCCGCCACGCCUUCUACGAGACGUUCCUCUCGAUCCACCGCCUCAUGGUCAUUGCCGCGCUCGUCGGCCUCUACAAGCACCUCGAGCUGCACGCCCUGCCGCAGGUCCCCUGGAUGCAUCUCAUCUUCUUCUUCUGGGCCGCCGAGUGGUCCUGCCGCCUUGCAUCCAUCACCUACUACGGCCUCUCGCUCAAGCAGCGAUCGCGCAUCCGCGUCGAGGCCAUGCCCGGCGAGGCCGUCCGCGUCACCAUCGACAUGGUCCGCGAGUGGACGCCGCGUCCCGGGUGCCACGUGCACAUGUGGAUGCCCGCCCUGGCCGGACUGCAUAGCCACCCCUUCUCCGUCGCCUGGGCUCCGACCCUGACCCCGGAGUCGAAAGAAAUGACGCUCCCCAUCCUCGAAGGCGAUGCCCUCAUGGCCCCGGGGACGCCUCAAAAAUCCAAACAAAUCUCCCUCAUCUGCCGCGCCCGCACCGGCCUGACGCGCAAGAUGUACGAGCGCGCCUGCAAGUCCCCCAACGAGACCUUUUCGACCUGGGGCUUCAUCGAGGGCCCGUACGGCGGACACCACAGUCUCGAUUCCUACGGGACGCUCGUCCUGUUCGCCGGCGGCGUGGGGAUCACGCACCAAGUCAUGUACCUCAAGCACCUGAUCAACGGCUUCCACCGCGGCACGACAGCGACGCAAAAAAUCGUCCUCAUCUGGACCGUCCCGGACAGCGACUGCCUGGAGUGGGUGCGUCCGUGGAUGGACGAGGUGCUGCGCAUGCCGGGCCGCAAGCAAGUGCUGCGCAUCAAGCUCUUCAUCUCGCGGCCCAAGGGGCGCGUCGAGAGCAGCAGCGACACGGUCAAGAUGUUCGCCGGCCGGCCCAAGAUGGACACGCUGAUUGAAGAGGAGGUGCGCGGGCGUGUCGGCGCCGUCGCCGUCACUGUCUGCGCUAGCGGCGGCAUGGCGGAUGGAGUGCGCGCUGCAGUCAGGCCGUGGAUGACGGAGGGGUGUGUGGAUUUCAUCGAAGAGGCGUUUACUUAUUAG